This is a messenger RNA of Arabidopsis thaliana (thale cress), 634 nucleotides long. RefSeq lists its product as uncharacterized. NCBI's taxonomy places the organism in Eukaryota, Viridiplantae, Streptophyta, Magnoliopsida, Brassicales, Brassicaceae. The transcript has a single exon. The coding region runs from base 23 to 511 and encodes 162 amino acids. The record is from RefSeq and is marked reviewed.
UGACACAGUUUGUAAUGCAUUUAUGGAGAGAUCCAAAUUCCAAAUUACAUACAAACGCUACAAGACUAUUCAAAGCAAUCAAUCGCGCAAAGGAGAUGGAUUACUCCGACAAACCGGGCAGGAACUAUGCAACUUGAGCCACGCAUCAAUACAUUCAGUAUGGAAGCAAUGUUCACAUUCAGGUAAACACCUAACAGUUUCUUUGGUUGCAUAUUCCGACAAACAAAUGGGACAAACAACAUCAUUUGACCCGGUCGGGAGUCUCCUACUCUCCCCUAGCUCAACUUUCUUGUAUGACUCAAUUGUAGACUCAUCGAGACCUAUCCUUGCGACUUCGUUGCUUGGCUGCGACGUUACGGAUCCAGAAAGGCGUGCAACCACUGCUUGUUGUAUCUGUGAAGAGACUCUCUCGGAACUGCACAUGACAAGACCGACACAAAAAGUCAAGGCGGUGAGUGGUCCGACUAGGGAGAGGCACAUUAUCUUUAGUACUUGUAAGCCUGUGUUGUGAAGUCCUGUUUUCAAAACAACAAAACGGGUCAACGGUGAAACUUGUAUGUACAAGUAUUCAUAUAUUCUAAUGUUACGACAUUCUCUCAUGUUUGCUAUUUGAAAAUAUAUUGAUUUACUAAUC